UGUUUUGGACUAAAUGCCUUGCAGAGAGGAGGUAUUGCAAGGUGUUUGCCAGUCAUUUCCACUGCAGGUAUGGAUCUGGAGGAGCAAGAAAACGAGCUACUUGCUAUUCAUAGCAUUCUGAGUUCAGAGGAGUUUGUCCGGCACGGACUUAGGACUGCCGGGGAAAUAAGAGUGUUGACUGAACUGCCCUCUGGCUUCCUGGUGGCACUCGGAGAAGGUGACACCCUGACGCAGCACGAGAUAUCAUUCCUUCCAGCGUUGCAUCUGGCCUUUGAGUUCCCGGAGGAUUAUCCCUCCUCAUCCCCUCCCUCCUUCACUCUCUGCUGUAUCUGGCUGACACACAACCAGCUAGCUUCUUUGGGGGCUCACCUCAUUGAUCUCUAUCAAGCCACUGGAGGUGACGUGGUGCUCUUCUCCUGGGUGCAGUUUCUAAGGGAGGAUACUCUCGGAUUCCUCAACAUCCGUUCUCUGCUGGAACUCCCCAAUGAACGCAGCAGCCCGUACAACAGCGAGGACACAAUUUCCGCCUGCGUCCCGGAAACCAAUCAAAUCCCCCUCACCUCAGGGUCCAAAGACGCCGAACGUUGUCACCUUUCAGAUAAUUUGAUGGACAAUAGUCAUGAAGACUCUCAAGGAGCCGUAGCCCCCGAGUCCUGCAAAUCCCGUAAGGAUUCUUCCAUCCCGCUUGGUGAAGAAGAAGCAAGUGGAAAAGGAGCUGGAAACGCUUCUUCUUCCAACCAACCAGUCUUUGAUCUCUCCCUGACUCCAGCACAAGCUCUUAUGUCUGAGAUAUUGGUCCACGAUGCAGCUCAGACACACAAGGUUUUCCAAAGCACAGUUUUUGAUUGCUCAGUGUGUUUUCUGAGCUACCUGGGUUCCGAGUGUGUACGGAUACAAGAGUGUGGCCAUGUCUUCUGCCAGGCCUGUCUGGCUGAGUUCUGUAAGCUCCGGAUAACCGAGGGAAAUGUCCUUGGCGUCACCUGCGCUCAGGCAGGCUGCAAAGCUUUCCCCACACCUGACCAGGUGGAGAGUCUGGUGGGGGAGGAACUGUUUAGACGCUAUGACCGACUUCUUCUGCAGUCUACUCUGGACUGUAUGGCAGAUGUCAUUUACUGUCCACGGACCACCUGUGGAUCGCCGGUCAUUCUGGAAGAAGCCAGCAGGGUGGCGCUCUGCUCUGUCUGUGGCUUUGCCUUCUGUGUAACCUGCAAGAAGACUUACCAUGGAAGAGAUGACUGCAGGGUGAGGGGGAAGCCUCAAACAGAGGACCCACAGCAAGGCGAUGUAGACCUCCCCCAGUCAGUUGCGGGUAAGACGGCUCUCUGGGAUGACUAUACCAGUGGAAGUAAACAAAGAAAGCGCCUGCUCGAGAGCAGGUAUGGUCGAAGAAGUAUUUUGGGCCAUUUGGAGAACUCCCUUUCCGAGGACUGGAUUGCUGCCAACAGCAAACAAUGUCCGUACUGCUUCUGCAAAAUACAGAAAGACAAAGGGUGCAAUGUGAUGACGUGCGCCAAGUGCCAGCGAUCGUUCUGCUGGGCCUGCUUGGGAAAGCUUUCGUUUCGCAAUAUUAGCCAUCACUUUGCGGAGUGUGUACAGUUCCAGUACCACCUCUGACCAACAGUCUCAGGAGGGACACGUUUUUGCUCACAAAGUAGGCCAUAAAUAGCCUUGCCAACUCCCUGAAAAGAACAAUAAGGGACACCUUGUAAGGCAAGUAGACCUGAUUUCUUAUGUUAUUUGUGUGAAAGGAGUUUUAUACUAUCUGCAAACGCUGAAUAAAGUCAACUGGACCUCAUUCAGAAGAGUCCAUUCGCAUCCAUGAAACCUUUUUGGAAUAUAUGACCUGAUGACUGACAAUCUACAUCAGGGAUGACCAAACCCCUGAAUGCAGCACAAAAUCAAUUUCAGUAAGCAAUCAGUCUGACUGUGCUGGUGUCUUCAUGUUCAAUUUAAAUACUCAUGGG
Messenger RNA from Nerophis lumbriciformis (worm pipefish), 1964 nucleotides. RefSeq names its product E3 ubiquitin-protein ligase RNF14-like. Gene Ontology annotation, molecular function: zinc ion binding; ubiquitin-protein transferase activity; protein binding. The record is from RefSeq and is a predicted model, not a curated record. Gene Ontology annotation, biological process: protein ubiquitination. Lineage: Eukaryota; Metazoa; Chordata; Actinopteri; Syngnathiformes; Syngnathidae.